CGGGAGGGAGGGCAGGUGCUGCUUGUUGCAGCGGAUCGGGGCUUCCUUCAAAGCGGCCGGUUGCCGGGGGCUGAAAUCUGGGGCUGCCGUCUCUUUGCCCAUCGCAAGGCAAAGCGGGGUUAUGCGGCGGGACUUGCGCCGCGAGCGAGGAAGCGGCGAGAGGGCGAGUCCCUGCGAGGUGGUUGGGGUGGCCGGGAGGGAAGCGGCGAGACGGAGGAGGGGAUGGUUGAGGACGGGGUUGUUUCUCUGACGAAGGCGGUGUGCGCGCUCGUGUGAUUAGGAGGGAGAGGUAUUAUGGCAAGGUAAAAUAAGGCAGUCUCGAUAUGGGAGAGCUUGCUCUUGGGGGAAGGUUUCCCAGCAGAAGUUUUUAGUGUGCCAGUCUGGAAGGUUACUGCCUUGAGAGGAUGCUCUUGGCAGGCAUCUUUCUGCCACUGGUACAGAAAAAAUGUGGUUCCUCACCCGCUCCUUGUGCAGUCUUUCAAGCCACUGGCCCCUUAGGGGCAGGCUGAUCCUUGCAGGGAGCGAAUCCUGCAGAUCUUACAAGAAAGAGACGCUUCCGUCCCCAGAAGGGCCGAUCCCCCCAGUUUCAGUCACAGAGAUUCGCCAGUAUCUGAGGGCGCAGGGCAUCCCCUUUCAUGAUGGCUAUAGUUGUCUUCACGUGCCCAGUAUUUUUGUGGAGGAGCAGCAGCAGGUCCGCCAUAGCUACAGCCUCUUCAUCGACAAGACCACUGGCCGCUUUUUGUGCACAGCUUCAUUGGCUGAAGGUAACUGGCAAGACUUUCAGGCCAGUGUAGAGUUGCGACAUAAAGGGAUGGCUGUGGGUGGCCUGGAAGAGGCCAGUGGGCAAAGAGACCAAGAUGGGAAAGAUGCCAUGCAUAUAUGGGAACGAGCCCUGCCUCUCUGGGAACUGCUGGAUGAGCAGGAGACGCAGGAGGCCAAGGCUAUGUUCGGCAUUUCCAAUGUCUCAAAUGCCACACUCAAACGGUUUGGAGUACGUUACUUGCGGACAGCGCGGACCUUGGUUUUCCCUUGGUUCAGCCCCCGUGGCACCAGCCUGAAGGGGUUAAAGCUUCUGGGAGUUGAGCACCAAGGGGAAAUGGUGCACUAUGUGGAGAACACCCUACCUCGCCCUGCGGCCUAUCACAACCUCUUUGGAUUGCCUCUGAUCAGCCGACGAGAUACAGAAGUUGUACUGACUGGCCGUGAGCUGGACACAUUGGUGCUGCACCAGGUGACUGGGCUACCCACUUUGGCCCUGCCCCGGGGGAUUUCCUGCCUCCCGCCAGCCCUUCUCCCCUACUUAGAACAGUUCAAGCGGAUCACCCUGUGGUUAGGGGAGGACCUCCGCUCCUGGGAAGCUGCCAAACUCUUUGCCCGCAAGCUGAACCCAAAGCGUUGUUCUUUGGUGCGGCCAAGUGACCAACAACUACAGCCCCUGGAAGCUUUCACCCAGGGCAUGAACCUCACCAAGAUUCUGCGCUCCGCUCUACCAGCUGGCCACAAGUCCAUCAUUUCAUUUCGCCAGCUGCGGGAAGAGGUGCUUGGGGAGCUGGCCAAUGUGGAGCAGGUGGCAGGUGUCAAGUGGGCUCGUUUUCCAGAACUGAACAAACUCCUCAAGGGCCAUCGAAAAGGGGAGCUCACUGUAUUCACAGGCCCAACGGGCAGUGGGAAGACAACCUUCAUCAGUGAAUAUGCCUUGGACCUCUGCACACAGGGAGUGAACACUUUGUGGGGCAGCUUUGAGAUCAACAAUGUGCGCUUGGCCAAGAUCAUGCUUACCCAGUUUGCCAUGGGGAGGCUGGAAGAGCAGCUGGAAAAGUAUGACGAGUGGGCAGACAAGUUUGAGGAUCUUCCGCUCUACUUCAUGACUUUCCACGGGCAUCAGAAUAUCAAGACAGUGAUAGACACCAUGCUGCAUGCUGUGUACAUGUAUGAUAUCAGUCAUGUGAUCAUCGACAAUCUCCAGUUCAUGAUGGGCCAGGAACAGCUCAAUGUGGACAGGCUUGCUGUGCAAGACUACAUAGUGGGUGCCUUCCGGAAGUUUGCCACAGAAAACAGCUGCCACGUCACUGUGGUCAUUCACCCCCGGAAAGAAGAUGAAGAGAGGGAGUUGCAGACGGCCUCGAUUUUUGGGUCUGCAAAGGCCAGCCAGGAAGCCGACAACGUGCUGAUCCUGCAGGACAGGAAGCUGGUGACAGGCCCAGGAAAGCGCUAUCUACAGGUCUCCAAGAAUCGCUUUGAUGGGGAUGUGGGAGUCUUUCCCCUGGAGUUCAGCAAAGCAUCCCUCACCUUUUCUACCCCCGUCAAAGGCAAAGCCAAGCUGAAGAAGGUAAAGGAUGACAAUGGUGUGCCUGCCAAGAAACCAGCAGGUGCCGGUGGAGCUUCGAAGAAGCAGAGGUCUCAGUCCCCCAGCAGCACAGCCCCUGCCCCAGGGACCUCUCCUGAUGAGCCCAUCAAACCAGGAGGAGGAGCGUAGGACUUGGAAAAGGGUUGGAAGCCAGCAAAAUCACUGCCUCACAUCUGAUCAUAGGAAUAAUCAUUGGACUGCAAAGAAAGGCACUGGCGGGAUAUUUCCUGCUUGGUUGCCUGUUUUCCGUUGGGAUAAUGUGCUGGAAAUCUGUAUGACAAAUCUGUGGGGUUGUCACAGGAUUUCCAGUAUCCUUUUACUAAUCAAGCAAUAAUCUGGAGAGGAAACUUAAAUACCUGCCUCAUGCCACCCAAGAGGCAACUACUGGGUGGCUCCAUUAGUGCAACACAGAGGAGAUUGUGCUGUUGGUGCAGGGAAGUAGCUUUGUUUUGCCGUCUUUGGCUUAGCCUUGGCCUGGACUCAGUAGCUGCAAAGAGUGAAGACUAUAUCAAAAGGAACAUUGAAAGUACUUCCAAGUUGUUUUGUGUAUUUCUUGCACUCGUAUGCAUACAGAAAAAUGGUUUGCUGCAGCCUAGUAAAGUGUUAGAUCCCUGGCAUGGGAUCAGAGGGCACUUGCUGUACGCACAUGCAUUGUAAAAAUCACUGGUUAAAAUUGCAAUUGUUGCAACAGGAACUGUGCUUUCUCUCCUAAUCUCAGGGGUGGAAUUAAAGUGAGAAUGAUUAAAUUGAGCCGAGGAGGAGUCAGCAAAUCCUGAGAUUUAAAUGAGCCAUGGUUUCGGCAAAGGGGAUUGACAAAGCACUUAGCUGUGGAGGUUGAGUAAACAGUUGGCACAAAGGUAAA
Podarcis raffonei (Aeolian wall lizard) is the source of this 3209-nucleotide messenger RNA. It is a transcript of the gene TWNK, whose product is annotated as twinkle mtDNA helicase. Gene Ontology annotation, cellular component: mitochondrion. Gene Ontology annotation, biological process: mitochondrial DNA replication. The transcript is spliced from 5 exons. Gene Ontology annotation, molecular function: ATP binding; 5'-3' DNA helicase activity; single-stranded DNA binding. Bases 446 to 2476 code for a protein of 676 amino acids. NCBI's taxonomy places the organism in Eukaryota, Metazoa, Chordata, Lepidosauria, Squamata, Lacertidae. The record is from RefSeq and is a predicted model, not a curated record.